Messenger RNA from Brassica oleracea var. oleracea, 493 nucleotides. RefSeq lists its product as uncharacterized. The record is from RefSeq and is a predicted model, not a curated record. Lineage: Eukaryota; Viridiplantae; Streptophyta; Magnoliopsida; Brassicales; Brassicaceae. The transcript has 2 exons. The coding region runs from base 59 to 484 and encodes 141 amino acids.
CGGUGACGAUGUCUACUACGGCAACAUAAAAGAAAUAUUGGAAAUCCAAUUUCCUAGAAUGGUUGGAUUGCGUUGUGUAGUAUUCUAUUGUGAUUGGUAUGACACCACCCCAGAUAGAGGAAUGAAGAUUGAUGCGUUUGGUGUUACAUCAGUUCAUUCGCGGCGGAAACUUCAAUAUUAUGAUCCCUUCAUUCUUGGUUCGCAAGCUGAUCAGGUGUGCUACAUCAGUUACCCUCGGGUGACGUACAGAGACGAUCCAUGGGUUACUGUAACGCAAAUCAACCCAAGAGGACGAGUGGAUGGAACUUCUGAUGAUGAUGAACCAUUGCAACCAGAGUCUACCAGCAACGCCCAGGCAGUUGAAGAUUUGGAAAAUGUUCAACUCGUUGAGAAUUUGACUGUGUUUGGACAUGAUGCUGUCGUACAUUCAGAGCCGGAAGCCGAGGUUGGGGAGUUUGAUGAAGAUUCAGAAGAUUCUGAUUAGUUUUUUUUU